This is a messenger RNA of Hypanus sabinus (Atlantic stingray), 3250 nucleotides long. Its product is annotated as 5-hydroxytryptamine receptor 7-like. The transcript is spliced from 2 exons. The coding region runs from base 194 to 1450 and encodes 418 amino acids. Gene Ontology annotation, molecular function: G protein-coupled serotonin receptor activity. Lineage: Eukaryota; Metazoa; Chordata; Chondrichthyes; Myliobatiformes; Dasyatidae. The record is from RefSeq and is a predicted model, not a curated record. Gene Ontology annotation, biological process: circadian rhythm; adenylate cyclase-activating adrenergic receptor signaling pathway; vasoconstriction. Gene Ontology annotation, cellular component: membrane.
AGCGAUGUGUGUGUCGCUCUCUGGUCCAGGAGACGGGGAGGGCUCGAGCAAGGCGGCGGUGAAGGAAUGGGGAGCAGGUGUCUUUGCCACAUAGAGUCCUGAGGGGGUUUGGCCAAUCGCCAGACCCGAGGGAGCUGCCCGGGCCAUUUCGGCGCUCUCGGAGUCACUUUCCCUCUCCCUCUUCCCGUCAGCAAUGGUUGUCCACGCCGACCCCAUCCAACUCAGCCAGCGGGCACUGGACCACGCAGAGACCCUCGGCCAUCGGCAGGAGCUAGCUCUCUCAACCUCCCCCACGGAAACCCCUUACCCCAGCCUGCUGGCCAACCUGAGCAACUCCACCGAUUGCGGCGAGGAGAUUUUGCUGUAUGGCGACGUGGAGAAAGUCAUAAUCGGGGUCGUGCUGUCCAUCAUCACCCUGUGGACCAUCGCAGGCAACGCCAUGGUCAUCAUCUCGGUCUGCAUCGUCAAGAAGCUCCGGCAGCCUUCCAACUACCUGGUGGUGAGUCUGGCGGCCGCCGACCUCUCGGUGGCUCUGGCCGUCAUGCCGUUCGUGAUCAUCACUGACCUGCUCGGGGGAGAGUGGCUCUUCGGCAAAGUUUUCUGCAACGUUUUCAUCGCCAUGGAUGUCAUGUGCUGCACGGCUUCUAUCAUGACCCUGUGUGUAAUCAGUGUGGAUAGAUACUUGGGAAUAACACGCCCUCUGACGUACCCGGUGAGACAGAAUGGGAGGUCGAUGGCCAAAAUGGUGUUAACUGUUUGGCUCCUUUCGGCAUCCAUAACUCUGCCACCAUUGUUUGGUUGGGCCAAGAAUGUCACGGUGGACAGGGUGUGUCUCAUCAGUCAAGACUUUGGGUACACUGUCUACUCCACGGGCGUAGCCUUUUAUAUUCCCAUGACUGUCAUGCUGAUUAUGUAUUACCGGAUAUACAAAGCUGCUAAGAAAAGUGCUGAGAAGCACAAGUUCAUGAGCAUUCCACGACAGUACGAGCAGGACGGGGUCUACACCAUGGAGGAGGAUGUGCGAAGUCACCAUGCCACCAGGAGGUCCAAAGCCGCAGAGGAAUGCGCCAUCCUGUCCAAGCUCCUCAAGCAUGACCGCAAGAACAUCUCCAUCUUCAAAAGGGAGCAGAAGGCAGCCCGGACCCUGGGGAUCAUAGUGGGAGCCUUCACCUUCUGCUGGCUGCCCUUCUUCCUACUCUCCGCCGCUCGUCCCUUCAUCUGCGGCAUCGAGUGCAGCUGCAUGCCCCUAAGACUGGAGCGGACGCUGCUGUGGCUGGGGUACACCAAUUCCCUCAUCAACCCACUCAUCUAUGCCUUUUUUAACCGGGACCUGAGGACUACUUUCUGGAACCUGCUGCGUUGCAAGUACAGGAACAUUAACCGGAGGCUCUCGGCUGCCAGCAUGCACGAGGCACUCAAGGCAACAGAGAGGCAUGAUUGCAUAUUGUAACUGAGCCCUUUGGCAACCAGUGUCCAACCGAAAGUGGGAACGACAGGCAGCAUCACCAGAACUGCAGGAGAUUUCACCAAACAUUUGAUCUUGAAAUGAGUACAAAUUAUAUCUCCAGUUAAUUUGGUUAGUGAUCCACUAAUGAAAGUUGACUCGUUAUAUCUGCUUCAAAUGCUGGCCACUUCAAAUGAUGCGGAUGGACAACUGAGCUAGUGUCUAUGCUGAAGAUGUUUUGGCCAUGGGCCAGAAUGCCAUGGAAAAUAUGCUAAGUUAAAAGAUCUUCCUUCAUUUCUGAUGCAGAUUCAGAUUUAUUUAUUGAAACAAACAGUGAAAUGUGUCGUUUGUGUCAGCAGCCAACAGAUGUGCUGGGGGCAGCCCGCAAAUGUCACCACACAUUCCAGGGUCAACAUAGCGUACCCACAUUGCUCAGCAGAACAACACAAGCAACAACAACACAACAAAAGAAAACAGCAAGGAAACAACAGCACAACAAAAAAGUGUUUAAACAUUAACCAUUUCAGAGAUGAAUAUAGCAGGAGGAUGGAUAAUCUGUUCUUUUUUUUAAAGCAGUCGGGCACAAGGCUUGGGAUAAUCCAGGAAGACAAUCCAUGCUGGUUCUUGGAUGAAGCAUCCAUAGGAUUUGAGGAAUAGGACAUAAGGAAUCUCAAAGGAGAGGCAACACUUUGAGGAGGGCUGACAAGGAUUGAGAGGGAAAAUAUUAGAGUGGAUUUGCAGUCAAGAUGAUCAACCAAUCCUACUGGCUCAUGAACACCCCAGCAAAAUGUAGGGUCUGGAUCACUGACACUUAACUGGUUAUAGAUCAAUGUUAAAGAAAGCAAGACUGAAUUAUGUUGAUCAAUUCAUGGAUCAAUAAUGGAUAUCAAAAGCCCAAAAUGAGGGAUCAAAUAUUGAACCAAGUUGGUAGAUUUACAUUUGACUUUGUAAUAUCCUAAAAUAUGAAGCCAGGAUGCCUUGCCAUAAGGAAAAUGUAAAUUUAUUUUGAAAAAGCAAUCAAUGUUACAGAAGAAAGGAGACUGACUUAUGAGCAUAUUUGUUGCAUUUGCAGGUGUAACGGUCAUGGAAAAUACACCAAGUUAAAAUUCUGCUUUUGUUUCGCCAGAGUUGAUUCUGCCAGGAUGGUGGAGAUUUUGCACUUUUGUGAGCAGUUGGACACAGGGUGCAGGAUAAUCUGGGAGGACAGUCCGUGCCACUUCUCAGAUCAAGCUCUGGCCAUUAAUGUUAACAAGCCACAAAGCAAGCAGCGACACUGGUCUGCAUGAGCACAGAUUCAGAAGUUCACUUAACGGGAUUUAGGAAGAGAAAGACUCAUAUUUAUCUUGCACUUUUUGUGACCUCAGAUUGUCUCAAAGCACUUAAGUGUAAUUAUUGUUAAAAAGUAGUAAAUCGACAGCCAGUCUGUGAACAUGUGAGCAAAAUCUAGAUAACUUACUGGUGUUGUCUAAUGGAUAAACUUUGAACAGGACGCCCCUGUUUUUAUAUUUGUUUUUGACAUAGAGCACAGUAACAGGCCCUUCUGGCCUGACGAGCCUGCACCGCCCAGUUAUGCCUGAGGGUAUGGCAUGGGAGAACGAAAUUCACAUUUGGUCUCUUGUGAUUCUACGCAUAUCCCUGUGUUGUUUUCAGAAAUUUGGUCACAUUCUGUCAGCCGUCGCUCAGAAAUAGAAAUCACACAAAAAGAACACAGGCACUGAAAACCUGAAAAAAAAUCCUGAAGAUGCUGGAAAUACUCAGCAGCUGGGGAGAAGUACAGUAGGGUUGGAAACUGAGUGAUUCCAGCAU